Molecule: messenger RNA, 894 nt
Organism: Apis florea (little honeybee)
Lineage: Eukaryota; Metazoa; Arthropoda; Insecta; Hymenoptera; Apidae
Product: DAZ-associated protein 2
Source: RefSeq, a predicted model, not a curated record
CAUACCCGGUGACACCUCAUCCACCAACAGGUUUUGUCCCUGCGCCGGCACAGCCUGCUACUUACGGUAGUACACUUGCAGGUGCCGCACCGUAUGGAGUAUUUCCUAAUCAACCACAACUAUAUGCCGCGCAAGGCCCACCACCGCCAACGUAUGAUCAAACUCUUACCCAUCCAAUGAUGUAUCAACCAAUGUAUGGUCAAGGAUAUCCAGGAUACUUAGCGGGUUAUCCUGCAUAUGGUCCAUUGCAAUAUUAUCCACCAUUAGCUGCAGCUGCUGCAUAUUAUCCUGCAGCGGCAAUGCAACCUCCAGUUAGGCCUCCUACACUCGUUAUGCCUAAUGGGUUCGAUGCUACUAAUCGAUUCGAUAGUAUUUCACAACCUGUCUUGCCACCACCCCCAACAGUUCCAAAUGCCGCCCAAUUAGCUGCAAUGGCAAGUCAUAGCGUGGCUAUAUCGCAAAAGAAGAACUUUCUAGGAGGAGGAACAGAAGGCGGUUACACCUUUUGGUAAACCAUUAAACCUUUUGUGAAACACUAAGUCUAACAAAGGCAUUGUUGUCGAGAUGAUCCAUGUAGGCAAAUCUGAUUUAUGUUAGAAUUUUACUAUUUUCACAUUGGAAGCAGCUAUUAAAUUAGUAUAUCUUGUGCGCGGAUCGAUUGCAAAAGUAGCACUUAUUGAUUCGCAAAAUUCCAAAAUGCUUAAUAUAUUUUUUGUUAUUUCGUUAGUUUGUCACAAAUUAAAUAUGUGACACAGUUAUCAGUGCACAAUGCAAUUUUCAGAUUUUAGCAAUCGGUCAACGCAUCGAACAUAUUAUGAGAUUUAAGAAAAACAUUAAGAAAGGAAGACUCGUGCGAUGCUUAUAUUAACUAUAUUCAAUUAUAUUCAAUUAAUU